This is a messenger RNA of Entamoeba invadens IP1, 591 nucleotides long. RefSeq lists its product as hypothetical. The record is from RefSeq and is a predicted model, not a curated record. NCBI's taxonomy places the organism in Eukaryota, Evosea, Mastigamoebida, Endamoebidae. The transcript has a single exon. Bases 1 to 591 code for a protein of 196 amino acids.
AUGAACUUCGGAUCGGCACCACUUUCAAUCACAACAUUAAAGGAACGGGAAAGAAAAGAACACUUCACUUAUCAACAAUCAUUAUUAAUUGCUCUUCUCAAUCAACAUGCAAAAGUGACUAUAAAAAGACCCAAAAAAUAUUCUACACACACUUCUACAAUCCCAAUGUUGUUUUUAAUAGAAGUGGAAUCUUCAAAAAUUGAUGUUAUUGCACUGGCAACAAAAAGGUGCGACUUGAUUAAGAAGGAUGAAACAGCAAAAGGUAUUCCUGUUCAAACAGUGAAAAGACGAUUCAACAAAAACGUGAGUGCUUUUCUGAGAAAUUUUCUGUUUGAUGCAUGUUUUGAAUUUGGCUUUUUCUUUGAAUCAAAGAUGUCGAAAAACUCAAUGAAGUCGAUACAAAGCGAGUAUAUCCAAAAUAUUUAUUAUAAUGGAUGUUUAAUAUACACCAAAGAUAACAUUUUGGAUUUGGGGAAAAGAAUUCAUUGUGAAUUAAUGGAAAAAUUGACUGACAAAAGAACAACUUCUUUUGAAUUGGGGGAACUUAACACUAAGCUUGAAAAUUAUAACACGACCUCAAAUGAUACUUAA